Dalotia coriaria is the source of this 4191-nucleotide messenger RNA. Its product is annotated as splicing factor Cactin-like. Lineage: Eukaryota; Metazoa; Arthropoda; Insecta; Coleoptera; Staphylinidae. Gene Ontology annotation, biological process: mRNA cis splicing, via spliceosome. The record is from RefSeq and is a predicted model, not a curated record. Gene Ontology annotation, molecular function: protein binding. Gene Ontology annotation, cellular component: spliceosomal complex; cytoplasm.
AAACGAUUCGGUAAACGAACUGCUCCGAACACUUGUUAGCGAAAGAUUGAAGGCCGCAUAACCUAAAAUAAAUCGUUUGUUGUGCGAAUGCGUUUGUGGUGAUUUAUGUAUAAAAUAAUAUUGUUAAUAAUAAAUACAAUGCCCAGAACAAGAGAAAGAAGUGUAAGUCCACAAUACAAAUCAUCAAGCAGAAGAGAUAAAUCGAAAUCACGACCUUCUCGGCGCUCAAGAUCAACUUCCCGCAACAAAAAAGACACGUACAAAUCUCGUGACGAUAAGCGUUCGUAUUCACGUAAGUCAAAAAACGAUUCAAAAGAAAAAUCUAAAUCUAGGAGUAAAGACCAUAAAAGCAGAAGAAAACAUGAUUCAAGUAGUAGUUCAAGCAGAUCAAACUCCAGCAGUAGCUCAAAUAGUUCCAAGAGUUCAUCAUCUAACAGUUCCUUAGAAUUACUAGAAAAAUUAAAAGCAGAAAGAUUAAGAGUAGAAGAGGAAAAGAAAAAACGUAAAGAAUUAAUGAAGCUAAAUGAAACGCCAGAAGAGAAACGUUUGCGUCGUUUAAAGAAAAAAGAAGCAAAAGAACGUUCACGGAAAGAGCGCAUGGGCUGGGAUAAUGAAUACCUGCACUACACAAACACAGACAAUCCUUUUGGGGAUGGUAAUCUACUGAGUACAUUUGUCUGGACAAAGAAAUUAAGCAAAGAAGGCUUGAUUGAUGCCAGUCAUGAAGAGUUAGAAUUACGCAAUCGUCAUAAACAGGAAGAAAACAAACGUGAACUUGAGAAGGUGAAGAAACGUCGACAGGAACGCGAACUUGAACGCCAACAACGCGAAGAUGAAAUGCAAUUGAUGCAGCGCAAUAAAGAAGCAGCACAAUUUGAGGAAUGGGAACGACAGGAAGACCAGUUUCAUUUGGAACAAGCUCGUCUACGUUCACAUAUUCGUAUUCAAGAUGGCCGCGCCAAACCGAUUGAUCUGCUCGCGAAAUAUAUCAACACUGAAGAAGAAGUCGACGCCGUAGAAAUGCAUGAACCAUAUACAUAUUUAAAUGGCCUACAGGUGAAAGAUUUAGAAGAUUUAGUUGAGGAUAUCAAGGUUUAUAAGGAAUUGGAACGUGGUAAGAAUUUAGAUUAUUGGAAUGAUAUUACUGUCAUUGUGCAAGAUGAGUUGCAUAAGUUACGGAAACUAAUUCGGCAAAAUGAGUAUGAAAUGAUGAAUAGAAGAGAGGGUAUUCAUCAAGCGGUAGAAAAAGAUGUCACGAAUGUUUUUAAAGGUAAAACAACAGCACAACUAGCGCAGCUGCAGAAGAGUAUCGAGGAUAAGAUUAAUAGCAAGUCAGAUGGGCUGGAUAUUGGGUAUUGGGAGUCGCUGCUGUCGCAAUUGAAAGCUCACAUGGCUAGAGCUCGUCUUCGUGAUCGUCACCAAGAAAACCUACGCAAAAAACUGGAACUCCUCAAAGCAGAACAAGCGGUAACUAUUCCAAUACCAACAGAAAUUCCAAGAUCCCCCAAAAAUCCACUUCCUACUUCCGAAACAACCGAACCAGGUCCAAGUUCCAGUGCUGUUCAACCCGAUGAAGAAUCACCUAUUCACAACGAAUCAUCUCAACAUGGCAGCACAACCAGCGUCGAUAAUGAUAACGAGAACGAAACAAACGAUGAUCCUAGUGAAUCCUACCUUCGAGAAAGUUUUGAUUCUUACGAAUCAGGCGGUUACAGUCCGAAAUAUUUAUCUCCAAAUGAUUUAGAUCCUGGUACAAUAGUCGUGUCAGAAAGUGACGAUUAUAAACGUUUAGAAUACGCUCGUGGAAGAGUACAAGGCACAGCAAAUCAAAACGAAAAUGUUGUGUCAAAGGAAGAGUUGUUACUUAUCCGAGAGGCUCGUAAAGGAAUGGACAAUGACGAGGCACAAUUUUCAGUUGAGACUUCAUUGGACAGUCAAGUAUAUCUAUGGUCGGAUAAGUACAGACCUCGAAAACCUAGGUACUUCAAUCGUGUACACACAGGCUUCGAAUGGAAUAAGUACAAUCAAACACAUUAUGAUAUGGAUAAUCCGCCACCGAAAAUUGUACAGGGAUAUAAGUUUAAUAUUUUCUAUCCGGAUUUGAUUGAUAAGAAUAAGACACCGGAGUAUUUCUUAACACCGUGUCCUGAAAAUCGUGAAUUUGCUAUUUUACGGUUUCAUGCUGGUCCGCCUUACGAAGAUAUUGCUUUCAAAAUAGUCAGCAGGGAAUGGGAAUAUUCCUACAAACGAGGAUCAGGUGUCAGUUUCAUAACAACAUAUUUCAGCUGUGGUUCCAUUUCAAACGCUACAGAUACAGGAGAUGAUCAUUCUUUUGAUUCAAUUUUUUUUCUACAUCUAAUCCAAAUGCGUUGGCGAAAUUACAAGCGUGCGCUGGACAAUUCCCCGAAAACUUUCUUAGUGCUCCCGUUGUUACAGAAAAGUGAUAAGAGUGCAUCAAGUGAUCGCAACGAAGACGAAAUGAAAACGAAUCAUGGCCUACGUCUUUUCACCAAGACCUGGCCGAAGAAAACAAGUGAUAUUAAUAUUAAUAAUGAAUUAAACAGUGAACACGAUGAUAACGAUGAUGAGUAUAAUCGAGAGCGGCCAUUGACUGCGACAUUAGAGCGUCCACAAGUAUUAGAUGCGAAAUAUAUGGACCAAAUUGAUAUGUCGCUUAUUCGGAAGGAAUUUUUGGCGGUUGCGACAAUAUGUCGCGUGCCUUUAAGUAAUAUCAACCGUGCGGCGACCACUGUGCGCAAAUCUCGCCAUCGCACCGCGAUUAUAGAACGCCGGCGACCUUUACCGGUCACAAAAUCCCCGGGGGAAAAGUCGAAGAAACAGCGCAAGCAUGAAACACUCAGCGAAGCCGAGGCAAGCUGGGAGGACGAAUCUUUAUCGUCGGGACGCGAGACCGGCAAGCGCACAGCAGCGACACUCCUGCGGCCACCUCGGAUCGUCACAUCAGUCACAUCGAAAAGCAAAUUGCGAAAGCCGGCCGUGAGCGCCACCGCCGUCAACGCCGAGAUCAACAAUAACGCGAGUAUUAGCAACAGCGUCAAACCGAUAUCGACAAAACUAUUGCCGGAGCCGUGCACGACGUGCGGACGUCCCGACGCGCCAGAACGAUUUCACAGCCAUCCCACAACACCGCUCAAGCCUAUCAGAAAAUUAGAAAUUAAGAUUCCGACGAAAAAUACGGUGCAGAAACCUGUGGCGAUUCGAUACAAAUCAAAACUGGAGCCUAAGGCGCCCGAAAUUCCUGUAGAAAUGGCGCCGAUUGAGAGUAAAGUGAAAUCGGCGAAAGGACCAAGGACUUUGACGUGUUACAUCUGCGGGAGGGAAUUUGGCACGGCAUCGUUACCAUUGCACGAGCCCAAAUGUUUAGAGAAAUGGGAGCGUGAAAAUCGAAAAUUACCGCGACAGUUGCAGAAGAAGCGGCCGAUCAAACCUGACACGCCAAUGACGAAAGAGGAAUGGAAUAAAUUUGCAUGGGAAUCCGCACAGGCUCAAUUAAUUUCGUGUAAAAAUUGCCAACGAACAUUCCUUCCCGAUCGGCUGGAAGUUCACCUUCGCAGCUGUAAAGAACCCCAAAGAGGUCCUGUUAAAUCGUCGAGUGUAUCGGCAAUCAGUGAUUUAUCACAUAAGACUACCUUACCGCAGCCGAUACCUGGACUGGUGCCAUGUCCACAUUGUGGAAAAAUGUUUGGAUCAAAAUCUGUGAAAAUUCACGAACCACAGUGCCUUAAAAAAUUACAAAAAGAAAAAGAAAUGAAAGAAGCUGCGACAUCUGAAGAGCGUCCAUCAUCUACCGAUAAAAAACCUCACAUGUUUCCUUGUUACCUUUGUGGUCGGUUAUUUGGCGUCGCAUCGAUAUACAUCCACGAACCACAGUGUCUUAAAAAAUGGCGCGCCGAAAACGAUAAACUACCGAUUGAGAAGCGGCGGCCAACACCACCGAAACCAGAUAUUAAAUUCACACCGUCUGGUGGUGUUGAUUUUGUUGGCACGUUUCAUCGCAUUUGGGAAAACCAUCUCAACGAGUUAAUUCCGUGCGAAAAGUGCGGCAGGACUUUCUUUCCAAAUCGUAUUGAGACGCAUCGAAAAGUGUGCCGGGAAUCAUCAUCCACAUCCAAGUUGUUAAAGCAUUUUACAUGAUUUUAUUUUGAUUAUAUUAUUUAGUUGCUUUUUUCA